Messenger RNA from Aspergillus ruber CBS 135680, 1305 nucleotides. RefSeq names its product acyl-CoA dehydrogenase family protein. The transcript has 4 exons. Bases 1 to 1305 code for a protein of 434 amino acids. Gene Ontology annotation, molecular function: oxidoreductase activity, acting on the CH-CH group of donors; flavin adenine dinucleotide binding. The record is from RefSeq and is a predicted model, not a curated record. NCBI's taxonomy places the organism in Eukaryota, Fungi, Ascomycota, Eurotiomycetes, Eurotiales, Aspergillaceae.
AUGAAAUCUCCAAUAGCCCCCUACAGCUCCCCUCUCCUCCCCCAACUCUCCCUCCAAAACCCCUACUACACCCCCCUCCACUACAACCUCCGCGCCUCCAUCCGCUCCUACAUCGAAGCCUCAAUCGCGCCCUACGCCCAAGAAUGGGAAGAAUCAGGCCAAGUCCCCGAACCUGUCCGUCGCCACCACUGCGAACUAGGCUUUAGCAUCGUGCACCCGCUCACAACCCCCGAAGACGCGGGUGGUCUGUCAUUGCCCGGGAACGUGCCGUUUGAUAAGUGGGAUACGUGGUGCAGUUUGAUUUUGACGGAGGAACUUACGAGGAUUGGGUUUGUGGGUGUUGUUUGGGGACUGGGGGGUGGGAAUGCGAUUGGGGGGCCGCCGGUCGCGAGGUUUGGGACUGUGGAGCAGAGGAGGAGGUGGUUGCCGAAAAUUGCGAGGGGGGAAGUGAGAUUUUGCUUGGGGAUUACGGAGCCUGAUGCUGGAUCGGAUGUCGCGAAUAUUCAGACUACGGCGAAACGGGAGGGUGAUAACUAUAUCGUGAACGGUACGAAGAAGUGGAUUACCAACGGGAUUUGGGCUGAUUAUUGCACGGCUGCUGUCCGGACUGGAGGACCGGGUAAAGGUGGAAUCAGCCUGCUCGUGGUUCCGCUGAAGGCGCCUGGAGUGACUCGUCAACGGAUGCACAAUUCAGGUGUCAAUGCCAGCGGAUCAACAUUCAUCGAGCUCGACGAUGUCCGUGUCCCGGUUGACCAUCUGAUUGGGGAAGAGAACAAUGGAUUCCCAUUGAUCAUGUCUAACUUCAACCCCGAACGCCUCAGUCUUGCAUGCGCCUCUCUCCAACUAGCCCGCGUAUGUGCAGAAGAUGCUUUCAACUACGCUGUCCAACGUGAGACAUUCGGCUCCCCUCUAAUCCAAAAGCAAGCUAUCCAAUCCAAAAUCUUCAAAUUCGGCCUAAUGAUCGAACCAGCCUACGCAUUCAUGGAGCAACUCGCACACAUCAUCGAACUCACUAAAGAUCAGCCCGUGGACAAUAUCAGGAUCGGUGGUAUGACAGCUCUCCUCAAGGUUAUGGCGACAAGAGCUCUUGAGAAAAGUGUUCGUGAGGCGCAGCAGAUUCUAGGCGGUGCUGGCUACAAUAGAGCCGGGAAGGGGGCACGGAUUGAGCAGAUUAGUCGGGAUAUGAGAGUUCAUGUUGUUGGGGGUGGGAGUGAGGAGAUUAUGAUGGGGCUGGCGUUGCAGGAGGAGAUGAAAGCUCUCAAGACAAGACGUAAAGCACUGGAGAGUCGGAAGUCGAAGAUAUAA